Galendromus occidentalis (western predatory mite) is the source of this 1011-nucleotide messenger RNA. RefSeq lists its product as uncharacterized. Lineage: Eukaryota; Metazoa; Arthropoda; Arachnida; Mesostigmata; Phytoseiidae. Bases 1 to 1011 code for a protein of 336 amino acids. The record is from RefSeq and is a predicted model, not a curated record. The transcript has 7 exons.
AUGGUCGUUCAGAAGGACACGAUCACGGUGACUGGCUUGAAACCCCUCUAUUCCGAGUGGUCGACGAUAAAGCCGUACUUGCCUCCAAUGCCGCCUGAAGAUAUCACCUUCGAUAUGCCCUUCGUAAGAGUUCGGAGUAAACCAGCAUUCGAGGGUGAAAAAUGUCUGCGAGUCGUGGCUUUCCAUGGAAUGCCGGGAAACGGCGAGCACUUCCAAGCUCUCGGAGAAGCACUGGCAGAGACGUGCAACGUAGAUUUCAUCGCUCCGACUUUCCCUGAUCUGAAAUUCACACUGGAGAAACGAGCUUUCUGGCAGUCAACCGAGGAGCGUCUAGCCCUCCUGGAAGUGUUCCUGAAAGCGAUCGAUGUGCGAGAUGUCGACAUCUCCAUAGGUCACUCGACAGGCGGUUGGGCGGCGGUGAAUAUGAGUCUCGGUGUGGGAAAUCUGAAGUCCCGCUCAUUCUGUUUAGUCUGCACCAAUAUACCGCGUUUCAUCCGGUAUAUCGGUCCGAAGUGGUUCCAGGGGAAUUUGUGUCGUGCGCUGCAUUAUAAGUUCAUGGAACCCCUGGUAGUUUUGGCGUACGAGUUGAUAAUCAGUACUUUCCGUCUGCGGAGAAAAAUGACAGCUUUCGACGCCAUGAGCUCUGCCUUCCCCCAAUACGCCAUGAGAUACUGGGAGGAGCAAAAUGCGCCGAGAUCUAUACGGGAAGCUGUAGAGAAAGGAGUUCCCCGAAUGAUGGUAUACGGCGGUCGAGACUACCUGCUCAAGUUGGAAUUCAGUCACUUGUUGGCGAGCGAUCUAGGGAAUCCAGAUCCGAAAAACCAUUAUACCUAUGAGGGGAAGGAAGACAAGCAGCUCAAACUCAUUCAGCAGCCACAAGACGACAGCGACCUCCCGAUCACAGUUCAUUUCACACAAGGAGGCCAUCAUUGCUACCAACAAUAUCCGGAAACUAUGGCAAAGCAUCUUCUGCAGCUCGCGAAUAGGGCAGACUUGUUCCAUCAAGAGUAG